UCUUUUUUUUCCUCUUCCUUUCUCUUGUUCUCUUGAGUUCCCAUUAUCAACAUCAUCAUCACCAUCAUUAUGAGUGAAGGACAUCUUAAGAAAAAUGGCGAAUGGCUUUGUCCUGUCUGUGAUACAAAAUGGGAUUCUCAACAUUCUUUUACAGUACAUAUUCGCCAACAUAACCCUACUGAUCACUCACACACCUGUUCGAUCUGUGGUAAGACUCUUUCCUCGGCUAGUUCCCUUGACCGUCAUAUGCUGAUACAUUCCGGUGAACGACCAUUUAAAUGUAAAAUAUGUAAUAUGACAUUCACAACUAACGGAAAUAUGCACCGACACAUGAGAACUCAUGGGACAACUUCAAAUGAAAAUGCUGCUCCAGAUAGUCCUCGCAGUCCUCAUCUCAAAUCUAAGGAUAGUUCUCGCAGUCCUCAGCAAACAUCAAAGGAUAGUUCUCGAAGUCUACAACUUACACCAAAGGAUAGUCCUCGCAGUCUUCACCACACGUCAAAGGAUAGUCCUCGAAGUCCUCAUCACACAUCGAAGGAUAGUGGUUACUCGCCUAACGAUAAUAAUCAAAAUGGUAAUGGCUCUGCUUCAAUUGGAUUCCAUGAUCUCACAUUCACUGAUUUUUCCUCACACAAAUAUCCGCUAAUCGCUCAAUCAUUUUGCGAGUCCAACAUUCGCAAAUCAAGUUCACCCUACCACAAUUUUCAAUGUUCAAAUUGUCCUAAGGCAUUCCCCUGUGCUGCUGCUCUUUCGUUGCACCAGCAAAAAUCCCAUAAUUCUUCAAUCAUUUCCACUGAUCAUACUUCAUUGAAGAUGGAGACCCCUGAGAGCCAGUCAAAACCAUCAACACUCUCUUCAACUUUUUGUCAUAUUUGCCAAAUCGACCUUGGUAGUUCUGUAGAGUAUGCUGCACAUCAAACUAAACAUCGCUAUGAUAGUUUUUUAUCAUCUGUUGUUAAAGGCGUUAACUUAACAUCAUCGACCUCAUCUCCAUCCAUCAACUUUUCAAAAGCAAUCGUAACUAACCCGUCCAUUACCACUGAUAAACUGCCUUCAAUUGAUAAUGCAGAUGUCGUCAUUAAAAAUUUUUCUAAUGAUGAUGAUAAUGAUGAUGAAGAUCAUCAGCAAUAUUUAAGCAAUGACAAUGAGAAGGAGCAAUUUCUCGCUAUGCUUCAAUUACACAAAAAGAACAUCAACAACAGCCUGGUCAAAGUUCAAUCUAUAGAUGGAUCAUCACCAUUUAGAGAUUUGGAAAGCAACGCUAAACCGCCUUUCAAUCGCCUUAAUAAAAAUUCAAUCACUAAUAGUUCAAAGACCAAAUCAAAGAUUAAAUCAAAGGUAAAAUCAAAGGUAAACUCGAAAACCUCAAGUAGAAAGUUGGAUGGUCCUUUGACCGAUAAAACCAAAGAAGUCAAAAAACAAGCUAAACAUGACUUAGCAGAUAGUAAUUAUACCAACUCUAAAGAUUCACUUUUGAAGAAUGUGACAUCGUGUUCAUCACUAUUAUCAUUUGCUAAUUCGUCAUCUCUUGAUAAUAAAAAGACAAGUUUCAAAAGAAGGAGAUUAUUAUCUACACCAACAUCAUCAGUUCGUUCGCCGUCAAGAGCUUCAGCAUCCUUACCCUUACAGGAUACUGAUAAGAUGAAUGGAGAAAAUAGCAAUCCACCAUCAAUAGAAGCUACAACAUCAUCAUCGCCUUCGGAGGAUGGAGAAAAAGAAAUGGAAAUCGAUCUUCCAGAAAACAACUCUUCAGGAACCUCAGGUUCCAUGGGGAAGGAAAAUUCUGAAGAAAUGGAUACUGGUGAAACGGCCCAACAAAAUAGUAGUAUGAACGCGAAUGUACCUCAACCAAAUCAUCGAUGUGAAAUCUGCGCUCUCGAAUUCAAGACUUUUAACGCACUUAAAAGACAUAAUCGAGGUCAUACCAAAAGUGGACAUAAUUACGUUUGUAACAUGUGUUCUUAUACUAGUUUGGACAAAUCAACUUUGGUACGCCAUCUUCGCACUCACAACGGAGAGCGUCCCUUUCAAUGUGCUAUUUGUAAAUAUGCAUUUACAACCAAAUCCAACUGUGAACGACAUGUUCGUAAGCGUCACAAGAAAUUGUCAAAGCCAGAGAUUAAAAGUUCGAUGCUUUUCAACGCUGGUUUAACAAAAUCCUCACCAACAUCUGACUCCAGUCAAGUAACCAUCCAAAAUAUUACUCGUCAUAAUAAUGACACUCGUCUACCAAAUAUUUCUGGUCCUGAAUGGCCUGGACCAAAUGAUACUCUUUGCCGUCACUGUAAUCUUGAUCUUAAAAGUAACAAAGUUCUUCGUCAUCAUAUAAAAACUUUACAUGCCUUGAGUCAAAAGCCAUACUCCUGUACACUUUGUAAAUUGGGAUUUAGUACAAAAAAUAACUGCAUUCGCCAUGUAAUCCGACUCCAUCCCGAAAUGAAAAAAGACAUAAAAUCUAUUGUACUAGUCAAUGGUACCUCUGUUAAUGGUAACUCCCAAAGUGGUAGUGAUGAAAUUUCUGAAUCAGAGGCCGCAACACUCGGUGAAACAUCGCAAAAUGGAGGUAAUUCAACUAUUGGUACAAUUGCUCGUCGUAAAACCAAUGCUACAUCAACCAGUUCAACAAUCAAGCACAGUCAACCCCUAAAUUCAGCCAGCAAUUGUAGUUUCACCGAAACCUCAAAUCCGCCACCAUCUAUACCUUUACCUAAUGCUUCUGGUCAUGAAGAUCCCGUCGAUGCAAUCACAUUAGCCUGGCAAUUCCACUCAAGUCUUGCCGCUCUAUGUCAAAUAAUAUCUCCAAUAUCUCCGAUUGCUGGUAACUCCACCUCAACUGUAGCCACUGUUCCCGGACUUCCUGGAACAGUUGAAAGAAAAUCUUUAUCCACUGUCACUGAAGACUAUGAUGGUGAUGAAUCAAAUAGUGAAUAUCAACCUCUCGAUCUAGCCAAAACCUCUGAUUCAGAGAAGGAACCAAUUCCAUCCAAAGGAACUCCAAGAAAUCAACCGAUUCCCACAAGACUAUUUCAUGCUCAUUGUGAACCCCAGCCUUUGGAUCUUGCAGCUCAUGCUCUUGAUCUUAGUGUUAAAACAACACCAACAAAAGUAGAAAAUCAAUGCCUUGUAGACCUAAACAAAUGUAGUGAGCCUAUUCGCACUGCUGCCUCAUCUCUUCUAGCCUUACAAUCAUUUAUUCCUGCCUCUAAAUAAGAUAACACACACACAUACAUUAUUUAUAUCAUCCUCAUUGCAACAUUAACAUUACCAAUCACAAGAUUAGUUUCGUUUAAAACUUUAUCGACACACGCAAAAUACACAAUCUGUUAGACCACUACAUUGAACUUGUUCAUUAAUGAGAUUCUCAACCAUGGACAUCUCCAUUGUAGUGAUCUAGCAUAUACAACUAUUUGUGAUUAAGACGCUCGACUUUUUGCCUUGUACACUAAUCACAAAUACUUUUGAUGCAGUUGUAUAACAUUUACAUAUCUCUAAUGUAGUGAUUUAACAUAUACAAAGAAAAAAAAUAUCAUGUACAUAUAAUACAAAACAAUUAACGCAAUAGUCAUCUUUCUAUUGUUUGAAUAUUGUUUUUCUCAACUGUGCAAAGAAAUUGUUUUUUGGCUAUGAAUUUAGUUGUUCACCGCUAACAAUUAAACAAAAACAUUCAGAUAAACCCAAACCAUUCCAGUUUAAUAUAUUGAAUAUAGGGCUCAGCACGAUGCUCUUAAUUGCUGAUUACAAACAAAAAUUAAUUCCAUCUUGUUUUCUUGUAAAACUUGUAAUGUUUUUUCCCUUUCUCAUAUUUCGCUAUCUUUCCAACAUUCAAACAACUUGUCAAAAUAUCUGUUAUCUGAGGAUUUCCUCCUUUUGUUCAAUUCUACCAAAAAAAAUCUACGGAAAUUCAUGGACCCAAUCAUUAUGCAUCCCAUUAUUUUCGACAAAUUGUUCCAGUUCCUAGUUUUGCAUCUUGAAGCUUUACUUCAGUCUAAUUGAAACCAAAAUUAUUGCUUAAAUAAAGAUAAAAUUAAAUCUAUGAAA
This is a messenger RNA of Tetranychus urticae (two-spotted spider mite), 4038 nucleotides long. RefSeq lists its product as uncharacterized. Gene Ontology annotation, cellular component: nucleus. NCBI's taxonomy places the organism in Eukaryota, Metazoa, Arthropoda, Arachnida, Trombidiformes, Tetranychidae. Gene Ontology annotation, molecular function: RNA polymerase II cis-regulatory region sequence-specific DNA binding; DNA-binding transcription activator activity, RNA polymerase II-specific. The record is from RefSeq and is a predicted model, not a curated record. Gene Ontology annotation, biological process: regulation of transcription by RNA polymerase II.